Haliotis rubra (blacklip abalone) is the source of this 925-nucleotide messenger RNA. Its product is annotated as arpin-like. The record is from RefSeq and is a predicted model, not a curated record. Bases 98 to 775 code for a protein of 225 amino acids. The transcript has 6 exons. Gene Ontology annotation, biological process: negative regulation of actin nucleation. NCBI's taxonomy places the organism in Eukaryota, Metazoa, Mollusca, Gastropoda, Lepetellida, Haliotidae.
UCCAACCUCUCAGAAAACACGGAAGUACACUCAGCUGAGAACACCUGCCGGAGAGUAUCAACAGUAAUCUGUUGUAUGUUGGACGAUUCUGGGCACCAUGAGCAGAAUCUACCAUAACCAACCCCUUGCAAAUCUACCAGUCGACAAUGUCAGUGUGAAGACAACAUGGGAUUCUGUGUUAGAGUGCACAAAAGACGGCCCCGGUGUGAUUCUGGAGGGUGUCAUCAAGGGCAAAGCAAGGUACUGCGUCACAGACAAGGACCUCAAAAAAGUGAGGUACUACGUCUUUCAGGUACAGACUCAGCGAGCUCACAGAAGGAAGUUUGAUAGCUCAGGGAAAGAGAUUGAACCAAAUUUUAGUGAGACGACCAAAAUAUCUAAAGGGUAUCUCAACUCCUCAUACAAAACAGAAGCCAAAGGCACCACAGACAAGUUGACAGAUCAAGAGUUAUCUGCCCUUGUGUCAAGUCCAGAACUGACCUCAAUCAGUACAAAGCAUAGAAUCCCAGGCAGUGUGGGCUUGUGGGUGGAGGAAGCUCAGCUGGACAAGAUGGAGCUGGGCACUGACGACUCAGUCAGGGUCAAGACACGGGGAAACAGUCCAUUUGUUUUGAGCAUUGGGAAGGUGGAGAAUGAGUCAGCCACCGUGUCCAACUACGCUGGUGGGGAGGCCGUGGGAGCGUCCUGGACAGACAAGAUCAUGAACAUCAAGUCAGCAGCCUCCGACACCACACCACAGGAGAGUGAGGUCGCAGAUGAUGAGUGGGAUGAUUAACAGUCUGCAGGAGGAUAUUACCAGCAACAAGAGACAGAUCUAGUCUUCCAUCACUUCACCUUACUAGACAGCACACACUGUACAGCACUGUUGUAGUCUAGUUCUACUCAUGUUUUAAUUUCUGGAUUAAAGAAGGCCCCUUGCAUCACG